GUAAAAGCCACCCUCGCGCACCUCCUCGACCCGAGUCCAUUGCUAUACAGCCGCGGAUGGGUCGAUCGAGGCGUCGAUACGAAUUUUUCUCAGCAUCACGAUGCAGUCUUUGCUUGCUUUCCUUCUCUUCCCCCUCCUCGCCGUCGCCCAAUACCACGAGCAGCUAGUACUUCGACCACUACCCCUAUCCGCACUGCUCGCCAGUUUUAACUUCCGCGCCAACACGACCAUCGCGGACUUUGAAGCCCACAACUAUCGACUUUUCCCGCGCUCCCUUGCGCAAAUUUUACAACAUGCUGGCACUCGCGAGUUGCAUUUGAGGUUCGGGCUUGGGCGGUGGGACGCUGAGAGCUGGGGCGCCCGGCCUUGGGAUGGCACUCGAGAGGGCGGCACUGGUGUUGAGCUGUGGGCAUGGCUUGAUGCGAGCACAGAUGAGGAGGCCGACCGCAAAUGGUUAACGUUGACAAAUGCUCUGUCUGGUCUUUUUUGCGCCUCUCUCAACUUUAUCGACGGCACACGAACUACCCGACCUGUCAUGUCUUUUCAGCCCGAGGGUGACCACCCUAACGUCACGGCUGCCAACAUGCAUCUCCUCUAUGGCACUCUUCCCCGCGAAGUUGUUUGCACGGAGAACCUUACCCCCUUUUUGAAGCUGCUGCCGUGCAAGGGAAAGGCCGGCAUUGCUUCUCUGCUGGAUGGCCAUAAGCUCUUUGAUGCAUCUUGGCAGAGCAUGGCGAUUGACGUCAGACCCGUCUGUGGUGAGGAUGGUGAUUGCGUUUUGGAGAUUGAGCAGACCAUUGACAUGGUUCUGGACUUGGACAGGGCGAAGCGACCUCGUGAUAACCCAAUCCCUCGCCCUCCCCCGAGCGAGGAGCUCAAAUGCGACACCACCAAGGAGUACCACGAUGAACACACCUGCUUCCCCGCAGACUACACCGCCCACCAGGAUUGGACUUUGUCAAAGGUGUUUGGGCGGUCGAUGCAGGGCUCAUGCCCGCUGGCGAACAGCGAUGUACCCCCAGUAUGCAUGCAAAUCCCCGAAAGCCGCAGUGUGUACACCUCCCAAGGCGUCCAUGAGAUCAAAAACCCCGACGGGCGGUCACGAUGCUUCAAGGUUGAUGACGGCGCUCUGGUCGAGCUUGUACUUGUCGAGCCGAACCAGGAAUCUGCCGCCCAUCCGGAAUCGCCCGGAGCUGAUUUCGAAUCCAGGGGCUUGCUCAAGCCCGAGGUUCCAGGUCUGUAUGCUGAGCGCAGCUUGACUGGCCAUGGCGCUGAACGCGGUGGCGUGCAGACCAUUUUCACCAACCCGAGUCCGGACAAGGAGAUUGAGUUUGUUUACAUGGAGAGCCUGCCUUGGUUCAUGCGCAUUUACCUACACACUCUGACGGCCCGAGUCGCAGAUUCGGAGAUUGACUCAAGGGGAUCGACUGUCUCGGCUGGCCGGGCCCGAGCCAAAGGAGACAAGAAGGUGCUACAGGAGAUUUACUAUCGACCGGCACUCGAUCGCGCACGUGGGUCACAGCUUGAGGUGCGCAUGCGCGUCCCUCCGGCCUCGACAGUCUUUCUCACGUACGACUUUGAGAAGUCAAUUUUGAGGUACACAGAAUACCCGCCCGACGCCAACAGGGGUUUUGACGUAGCAUCUGCCGUCGUGACCAUCCUAAACGGCAGCCAAUCAACUUCCCCGUCCUCGAGGAACGCCAACCUCAGGACUGCGUCGGUACUUCUCAGCCUACCAACACCCGACUUUAGCAUGCCGUACAACGUAAUUAUCCUGUCUAGUACUGCUAUAGCAUUAGGAUUCGGCGGCUUGUUCAAUAUCCUUGUGAGGAGGUUCGUCGGCGCAGACGAAGUUCCUCGGGUGAGGGGUCUAGCAUUAUUGACGCAAAGGAUUAAACGCAAGUUUGGGACGAGGGCAGUGGCGAGUGAAGUGGCGAGGGAAGCUACUGGCGAGGACAGCGCUCCUGAUUUGGUUUCUGCAGGGGAAUCAGUUACCGAUGUUAGGCAACAAGCGUUGACAUGAUCGUCUCGUCAUGUAGUCGUUAGAACCGGCUUUUUUGCAGAUAAGUUGAAAAUAAUGAGAAAAACUAGCUUUGGUC
Molecule: messenger RNA, 2099 nt
Organism: Pyricularia grisea
Lineage: Eukaryota; Fungi; Ascomycota; Sordariomycetes; Magnaporthales; Pyriculariaceae
Exons: 3
Coding region: 101-2023 (640 amino acids)
Biological process (GO): attachment of GPI anchor to protein
Cellular component (GO): GPI-anchor transamidase complex
Source: RefSeq, a predicted model, not a curated record